GUAUAGGUGGAGUGCGAAGGGAGAGGGAUGCAGAAGCGAGUCAUUAAACGGCGGCGGCUAAUCGCGCAUUGUGAAUUUCCGCCGUGCCAGCUGCUGCGCGCCAACCGGUUCAUUGAAUGAUCGCCUAUAGACGGACGGAACGAGAAAGAGAAAACGCGACGCGCCCGCCCAAUACGCCAGUACUAUAACCCGAUGGCGCUGUAUUUGGCUCCGACUGUUCCGCCGGGUGCGUUUGAUGAAGUCACCACGUCGCUGGCGAGCAUCCUGUCCGGACUUCCCGGAGACAUGAGAGUGACAGCCUCUUCUGCGCACCUGUGAGGCCAGCCUACCGCGGAAGGCAGCCUUGCCCCAGCUGCGACAUUGCGGCUGCAUCUUCGUGAAAUUUUGAUCCCGAUCCUGUCGCCCGGCACCAUGCACAGCGAGGUCGAGUACGCGGUGUUUGGAGCGCUCAUGUGCGCCAACCUCGGGUUCGGACUCUACUUUUCCUGCGCGCGGCGGGUGCGCAAGGAGGCCACCACCGAAGAGAUGUUCUUGGGGAGCCGGAGCCUCCGCACUCUUCCGCUCGCAGGCUCCGUGCUCGCGUCCAUGCUUUCUGCCAUCGGUGUUAUCGGCUUCAGCGCGCACUACUACGCCUACGGCUUCCACUACCUCUGGAACUUCAUGUCGGCUCCGCUCAUCGCCGUAAUCGUUUCCAAAAUGGUCAUACCUGUCCUCUACCAGCUGAAGGUUACAUCCGUGUUUGAGUAUUUAAGGAUGCGUUAUGGAAACAAAAUCGGACUGACAGCCUGCGGCAUUUACUUCUUCAUAAGUGUAACAAUUGGAGCCGUCGCCUUGUUCACAGCCUCUGUUGCGGUCUCGACAAUAUUCAACGCGUCCCUGUCUUGGAGCACCGUCGGCAUCGGCAUCGCGAGCACCAUCUACACUUCGCUGGGAGGAAUGCGAGGAGUCGUGUGGACCGACUGCGUUCAAUCGCUGCUAAUACUAAUGGCUCCCAUCACCGUCGUUACAAAAGUAAUCUACGACUCACAUUAUCAAGGCGAUCGACUGCAGCCGGCGAGCGACUUCAACAUAAAGGAGUACAUAUUUGACGCAAGCCUGGACUUUACAAAAGACGAGAACGUCUGGGCCUGCAUGAUUGGACUGUUCGUCCACAGCCUGUUUCGUUCGGGCAUGGACCAAGUAGUCGUCCAGAGGUACCUCGCUGCCAGAAAGCUCAAAGAAGCUCAAAGCAUCACCUACAUAGGCGUCACGUUGAACGCCUUGUACAACUUCAUCAUGGCCGGCAUGGCUGUAGCCCUAGUCUACUGGUACCGAGAUUGCGACCCGCUUCUGUCUGGUGCCAUCACCAAGCUUGAUCAGAUGCUGCCUUACUACGUGAAGGAAAAUCUGGGCGACUUUCCAGGAUUCUCGGGGCUCUUCCUCACAGGUGUUGUCAGCGCCGCCACAAGCACUGUGUCAUCCAUCAUCAACUCCCAAGCUGCCGUGUUUUACGUGGACGUAAUUUCGCAGUACAGAAAGUUUUCGUCACAGCAAGCAGCAGCCUUUACAAAAAAGAGUGCCCUCUUCUUUGGAUGCGUGCUCACCGCUUGUGCUGUAGCAGUGCCUCACCUAGGUUCAGCUGUUCGGCUUAUUUUGGUGCUGCACAGCGGAGGGACUGCACCAUUCGUUGGACUCUUCGUCUUGGGUCUUAUUUUUCCGUGGGCCAAUGCGAAGGGCGCUGCAGUCGGCACUUUGGUUGCUGGCUCUCUGCAGCUGUGGCUGAUGUUCGGAAAGAUCGCCCUCGACGUUCAUUCCCCCAGGAUGGGCGUCACUCUCGACUAUUGUCCAAUCAACGCCACUUUUCCAAUGACCAACAAUUUCACCUUUAUUACGGACGAGGUAUCGUCUGUUGAAAGGCUUUCAGAUCAUCAAGAAAACAGCCUGCUUGGCUUCUACCAAAUUUCAGCCUACUGGAGCUUAAUAUUUACCACCUUUCUUACUAUCUCUGUCGGUGUUGCAGUCAGUUUAUUAACAGGAGAGAAAAGGACGUGCGCCGAGAACUUUCCUCUCACAAGCAAACUUGCGUUGCGGUUAUGGAGGAAAUUAAGACUGCUACCAAAAGCUGAGGCCGAGAUUCCAGCCAAAGUUGAGGAAGAUGAAGACGAAAAGGACAUCCUCCGCCACGAAUUCAGACGGGACGAGUCCUUCGACUCAAAUGAGAGCAACGUGUAAUCGUUUCAUCUGGAGGUCCGCCAGGAACACCAUUAUUCAGCGCGCGCUAAGCGAGUAGGGAAGAACAGCACAGGAUUGCACGUUUCCAGUAGUGUCCUCGAGUUACAUCUCCAUUUCGACCGCUUUCUUUAUCACGAGUCGGCUAGUUCGUGUGCGAGACAAACGCACAGUCGGCAGCGACAUGCAUCGCCUCGGC
Molecule: messenger RNA, 2407 nt
Organism: Rhipicephalus sanguineus (brown dog tick)
Lineage: Eukaryota; Metazoa; Arthropoda; Arachnida; Ixodida; Ixodidae
Product: sodium-coupled monocarboxylate transporter 2
Exons: 15
Coding region: 412-2211 (599 amino acids)
Biological process (GO): transmembrane transport; sodium ion transport
Cellular component (GO): membrane
Molecular function (GO): symporter activity
Source: RefSeq, a predicted model, not a curated record